CAUAUACAUUUCUAACCACAUUAAAAGUCGGCUAGGUCAGCUGAUAAUAUAUUGUAUUCUGAUUGGUUGACUUAUUGGCCCGAUGUUAGACAAGAUUGUCCAAUCAGGUUAUCUCAUGGUUACAACGUAAACUAAAUCCAUAUUUGAGGAAUAAACACUUCUACCUGUGCAGCCAGAUAUUGACUUAAAAUGUUGAUUCCAGUUUUGGCCGCUUCCUAUUAAUCUGCACACGCCAAAAAUUUUCUCAAUGAAGACUUUUUACCAGUGGACAAAAUCAGUAAACUAGGAGUUAAUUUUAAAUUGAGGUUUCAUAAUGCAUCGAUCCGACAGCUAGUUACAUUCCCAUUGAAAUUAAUUUCUUACCAGGUGAUGUAUAAAUGCGAUAGAUGUGCUUACUGUCUAUCUAACUGCAUACAUUAUUUUCCUGCUUUCCUUUUUCAUUUCGAUCUUGGCUGUGAUAAUUUCGUAGUAUAGCAUACCACCACAUUGUAUCACUUAGUAUGGGUAUUCUUCUGGGUUUGCAACAAUGAGGCUGAUAUGCGAAAAGCUUUUGAAAUUGGUGCUUCAGGAUUGUCUGUAUACCUAUUCGACUUGUUCGUUACCAUGACAUUUGUAGAUGAUGUCUCAAGUCACAAUCCCAUUCCAAAUGUGCAUUUGGGGACGGAAUGUGGUAAAAUAACUGAUGCCAAUGAGUCACUGAUUGGUAGACGAGUUGUACAUGAAGAAUAUUUCGGCACAAUAUGUUAUGUUGGUCAGCUACCAAAUUCAAAAGACAUCUGGCUUGGUAUCGAUUGGGAUGAUUCGUCACGUGGUCGGCACGAUGGGAGCUACAAUGGCAUUCGUUACUUUCAGUCCAAGAGUCCAACAUCUGGUUCAUUUGUUAAACCUUCAAAAUUGUCUUUGGGAACUAGUUUAGAGGAAGCGCUUGUGUACAGAUAUGCUUUAUGUGCAUCCUGCCAGUUGGGAGCUCAAAUCAAUUCUUACUCACACAAGCCUGAAGAAAGCGUUAAAAAAAGCCUUUUUCAUGAAACCAACCAAGCGGGUCGUCUGGAUGCCUAUAUCAAUGAUAAUUUCAGUUCAGAAGACGCUGAGUACUCUGGUGAUAAUGGGCAAGUGAAAAGUGCAAUACGUAUUGAACUUUACACUACUCCUGCGGUUAACCAAAGUCAAAAGUCGAGUUCCCAUUACAAUGCUUGCGGUGCAUCAAUUGCCAAAGACAGAUUAAACCGUUUAAAAAGUGUUAGCUUGUCAUCAAUACCUGUGUAUCGUGCGCUAUACGGAACGAAAACUUAUGAUACCAAUCAUCAACCUGAAUAUGCACCUCUUUGGCCAUCAACUGGAGGCUGUUUAGGUCAGUUUUUAACAAGUUUGACCGAAUUAGAAAUGAUUAACUGCUUGCUAUCUAAGUGGACAGAAAUCGCCGAGAUUUGCAUUCAAAUCCCCUGGUUGAAAUGUCUCAAUGUUAGUUGCAACCGCAUUCGUUUACCUGUUUCUCUCAAUGAAGUUUCUAAUAAAUAUGAUGCCAGCGGAUGUUUGGAAUCAAGGCUUCUGUAUGAUGUGGAUUCACAUCCUUUACUGAGUGAAAAACUGUGCUCCAGUGCUUUUCCACAUUUGUCCCAACUUACUUUGGUUAGAUGUUCACCCUUGGACUGGGAAAGUAUUCGAAGAAUAAUAUGUUGGAUGCCGUGUUUACAGAUCUUAUCACUUGCAUACAAUAACUUAGGCAACCCUUCGUGUGAUUGGGAGGAAAGUGCCAUUAAAGCUUUCCGAAGAUUGAGUGAACUGGACUUAACUCACAUAAGUCUGACGUCUGCUUAUCAAUUAUUUACUCUGAUCGGACCGUCUACAGAUUUAAAUACUUUGUUGUUGAAUUGUAAUGAGAUUUCAGAACUACCAGAUUUAUGUAAUGUGUCUGAAGAUAUCUGUCAAAAGCAAGUUGGCAGUAAUAAUUAUAAUGGUAAAAUAUCAUGGUUUCAAAACCUCAAAAUGCUGGGUUUAAAAAGCAACUUGUUCAAAGAUUGGAAAUUUGCAAACCGAUUACUGCAUUUAUCUAAAUUGAGACACUUGAUGGUAUCGGAUUGCCCAGUUUUCGAAGAUUGUUCCCCUAAGGAGACUGCUCGUCAGGAAGUAAUUGCUCGUCUACCAAAUAUUAAGAUGUUGGAUCGUGAGGAGAUAACCCCUGAAGAGCGUCGUGGCGCUGAAAUAGAUUAUCUAAAGCGUUAUGGAGCAGAAUGGUUGCGUAUCACUGAAAUGAAUCAGGCUGAUGGCAGUAUACGUGUAACUGCAUCUGAAGAAUUUCAUAGAUCGCAUCCAGUUUUCACUAGACUUUGUGAAAAAUAUGGAGCUCCUGAAAUCGGGGAAACUAAACUAGUCACCCGUUCAAUUAAGGAAGGUCUUAUAUCUGUUACUUUUGUCAUACAACAAGGCGACAGCCAAAAAUUAAACGAAUCAAGUAGUCAAUUGCCGGUGAGUGAAAACAAUACCACUCAUAAACAAAUUCCUAGUCGAAUGACUAUCAAUCACUUACGUAUGAUGACUAGACGACUAUUCCAUCUAUCACCGAAAACAUCGUUUGAAUUAUAUGCACAAAGUAAAAGGGGUCCUGAUAAUACUGCAGUAAUACCAUUGGAUGGAGAUACACGUGAAAUAGGAUUUUAUAGUCUGGAAAGUGGUGAUCUUAUUCUGGUACGAUUACAAUGAAAGCAGAUCAUGUUCAUGGGUAUAUAUAUAUAUAUAUAUAUAUAUAUAUACUUCAUAUCUUCUUUCUCUACUUUCUUUUUGCAAUAUUUAUUUUCCUUCUUUUUGUACUGUUGUUAAUGAUAUUAUUUAACUUGUAGCAGGUUUAUCUGUUCAAAACAAGUUAUGAAAAAUAUAGUUGUAUACAAUU
This is a messenger RNA of Trichobilharzia regenti, 2887 nucleotides long. Lineage: Eukaryota; Metazoa; Platyhelminthes; Trematoda; Strigeidida; Schistosomatidae. The record is from the annotation of a GenBank genome assembly.